Messenger RNA from Salvelinus fontinalis (brook trout), 11649 nucleotides. RefSeq names its product transportin-1-like. Bases 161 to 2938 code for a protein of 925 amino acids. The transcript has 24 exons. Gene Ontology annotation, molecular function: nuclear import signal receptor activity; small GTPase binding. Gene Ontology annotation, cellular component: nucleus; cytoplasm. Lineage: Eukaryota; Metazoa; Chordata; Actinopteri; Salmoniformes; Salmonidae. The record is from RefSeq and is a predicted model, not a curated record. Gene Ontology annotation, biological process: protein import into nucleus.
CGUCACAGCACAGUUGGGUCUUGUAAAUGCGCCAUGAAUCCGUAUGAGUAGCUUGUUGUAAAAACGGAAUGUCUCUGUGCUGACAGGCCCAAGUCUAACGUUAUAAAUUCAACACAGUAGCAUUUGAGGAAGAAAUACUGCGAUAUAUCGGCAAACCAAGAUGGAGUGCGAGUGGAAACCAGAUGAGCAAGGACUUCAGCAAAUUCUACAGCUUUUGAAAGAGUCCCAGUCUCCGGAUACGUCCACUCAAAGAUCCGUCCAGCAAAGAUUGGAACAGCUCAACCAAUACCCAGACUUCAACAACUACUUGAUAUUCGUGCUGACGAAGUUGAAAUCAGAAGAUGAGGCGACCCGCUCUCUUAGUGGUCUGAUCCUAAAGAACAAUGUGAAGGCCCACUACCAGAACUUCCCCAAUGGAGUGUCUGACUUCAUUAAGAGCGAGUGUCUACAGAACAUUGGAGACGCCUCGCCCCUCAUCCGGGCCACCGCGGGUAUCCUCAUCACCACCAUUGCCUCUAAAGGGGAGCUGCAGAACUGGCCCGAGUUGCUGCCCAAACUCUGCCUCCUGCUGGACUCUGAGGACUACAACACCUGUGAGGGGGCGUUUGGCGCUCUUCAGAAGAUCUGUGAGGACUCAGCAGAGAUCUUGGACAGUGACGUGUUGGACCGUCCGCUCAACGUUAUGAUCCCAAAGUUCCUGCAGUUCUUCAAACACAGCAGCCCCAAGAUAAGGUCUCAUGCCAUCGCCUGCGUCAACCAGUUCAUCAUCAGUAGGACCCAGGCCCUAAUGCUGCACAUCGAUGACUUCAUCGAGAACCUGUUUGCCCUGGCGACUGAUGAGGAGCCAGAGGUGAGGAAGAACGUUUGCAGAGCUCUGGUCAUGCUGCUGGAAGUCCGCAUGGACCGUCUCCUACCGCAUAUGCACAACAUCAUAGAGUACAUGCUGCAGAGGACUCAGGACCAGGAUGAGAACGUGGCUCUGGAGGCCUGUGAGUUCUGGCUGACACUGGCUGAACAGCCUGUCUGUAAGGAUGUGCUGUGUAACUACCUCUCCAAGCUGAUUCCGGUGCUCGUCAACGGGAUGAAGUACUCCGAGAUCGACAUCAUUCUGCUCAAGGGUGAUGUGGACGAGGAUGAUGAUGAGGCCAUCCCUGACAACGAGCAGGACAUCAGGCCCAGAUUCCACCGCUCCCGUACCGUUGCCCAGCAACACGAGGGCGACCGUGACGGCAUCGAGGACGAUGACGACGAUGAUGAUGAUGAUGACCUGGACGAUGAUGACACCAUCUCUGACUGGAACCUCCGUAAGUGUUCAGCAGCAGCGUUGGACGUGUUGGCAAACGUGUUCAGAGAUGACCUGCUCCUCCCCAUCCUGCCUCUCCUCAAAGAGCUGCUCUUCCACCCAGAGUGGGUCAUCAAGGAGUCUGGUAUACUCGUCCUGGGUGCCAUCGCUGAGGGUUGUAUGCAGGGUAUGAUCCCCUACCUGCCAGAGCUCAUCCCCCACCUGGUGCAGUGUCUGAGUGAUGAGAAGGCCCUGGUGCGCUCCAUCACCUGCUGGACCCUGAGUCGAUAUGCCCACUGGGUGGUCAGCCAGCCUCCUGACACCUAUCUGAAGCCACUGAUGACUGAGCUCCUCAAACGCAUCCUGGACUCCAACAAGAGGGUGCAGGAGGCUGCCUGCAGUGCCUUUGCCACUCUGGAAGAAGAGGCAUGUACAGAGUUGGUUCCCUAUCUGGCCUACAUCCUGGACACUCUGGUGUUUGCCUUCAACAAGUACCAACACAAGAACCUGCUUAUACUGUACGAUGCUAUAGGGACGCUUGCUGACUCCGUGGGACACCACCUCAACAAGCCGGAGUACAUUCAGAUGCUGAUGCCUCCACUGAUAGCAAAGUGGAACCAGCUGAAGGACGAAGACAAGGAUCUGUUCCCUUUACUAGAGUGCCUGUCGUCAGUAGCCACUUCUCUCCAGAGUGGUUUCCUGCCCUACUGUGAGCCGGUGUACCAGCGCUGUGUCAACCUGGUGCAGAAGACCCUCGCUCAGGCCAUGCUCCACCAGUCCCAGCCAGACCAGUACGAGGCUCCUGAUAAGGACUUUAUGAUUGUGGCUCUUGACCUGCUCAGUGGACUGGCCGAGGGGUUGGGCGGCAACAUCGAGCAGCUGGUUGCCCGUAGCAACAUCCUCACGCUCAUGUACCAGUGCAUGCAGGACAAAAUGCCGGAGGUGCGUCAGAGCUCCUUUGCUCUGCUGGGUGACCUGACUAAAGCUUGUUUCCAGCAUGUAAAGCCAUGCAUUGCUGAUUUCAUGCCUAUACUAGGCACUAAUCUGAACCCAGAGUUGAUAUCAGUGUGCAACAAUGCAACGUGGGCAAUCGGAGAGAUAUCUAUACAAAUGGGUGAGUGUCCGGAAAUUGUCAGAAAGCGUUCACACAUACCAGCUUGGAUACAUUCCCUGACCUCCCGUCUCCUUCCCCUCUCCCCAGGGGCUGAGAUGCAGCCCUACGUGACCAUGGUCCUGCACCAGCUGGUUGAGAUCAUCAACAGGCCCAACACCCCAAAGACUCUGCUGGAGAACACAGCAAUAACAAUUGGUCGUCUUGGUUACGUUUGUCCUCAAGAGGUGGCACCCAUGCUACAGCAGUUUAUAAGACCCUGGUGCACCUCUCUAAGGAACAUAAGAGACAAUGAGGAAAAAGACUCAGCGUUCCGAGGCAUCUGCACUAUGAUCAGUGUCAACCCUGGAGGAGUGGUACAGGACUUUAUAUUUUUCUGUGAUGCAGUGGCCUCGUGGGUAAAUCCAAAGGAUGAUCUGCGAGACAUGUUCGGCAAGAUCCUCCAUGGGUUCAAGAACCAGGUGGGCGAGGAUAACUGGAGGCGUUUCUCAGACCAGUUCCCACUGCCUCUGAAGGAACGGCUGGCGGCCUUCUACGGGGUGUAAUGCUUUCCAUAGGAACAUACCUGUUCAAGGGGGUCAUUCACUAUGGGAGACGACGGACGGGGAACCUCUUAUACCCAGGGAACAUGUUACCCUUUACUGGGGGUAGGGUCUACCAGCUGGGGAGGGAGGGGGGUGCGGACCGGGACCCUCCUCAACCUUCUUGACGGGCGGGGUGGGAGGGAGGUGUUAGCCAGCAGAGGCAGUCAAUGCCCCCCAAGCAACAGGCGAGGGGGACACGGGGGAGCCAGCAGGCUAACUUAAUCAAGGGAGGAAACAUUUAUUUAAUAAUUUCAACAUCUCAUUCAGAAAUGAAAAGACAUUGUCAGCGUAGCCAUUUUUGUUUCCCUUUUAUUUUUUUUAUUUUCAUUCGAGCUCUCCAGCAACUCUACUACUGAGUGGACAUGUGAAUCAAAACGCAGGAAAAAAACAAUGCAAAACUUUGUAAAUGCUUCUGUCGUUUAGUUGUGGUAAAAUCAUGGGUUUAUACUUACCGGGGGGGGGGGGAAUAGUGCUGAUUUGAGGAUCAGAUUUCAGUUAAGAGCUUUUAAAUCUAUACGUAUCGACCAGAAAGUGCCACUGAGAGAUAAGUGUAGGGGGAGGGAGUGUAGAACUAGAAAGAAUGAUACCGACCAUAGAAUUGAUAUGGGGGUGGUUAUAAAAUAAUGUAGUGGGCAUAGAAAUAACAUUAAAAGUCUGAAAGAAAACAGCAUAGCAGCUGUCCUCAACUGGCAGGACAGCUGCUAGCCAAGCAACCCCAACAGAGGUAACAGAGUAAAGAAAAUGCUGAUAUUAUCGUAUUUAUCUAACCAGACAUUUUUUUGUGGGGGGGGGGGAACACUGCCUUUGCAUAUCUUCGAAUAACAAUAGCCUGUCUUUUAUUGUAGUCAUCAAUCAAAGUAAUUGCGUUGAGUUAAUGAAAGAAAAAUUGGUAGUGGCAUAUUUAAAGUAAUAGAUGAAUAAACAGUAUUUUUAUGGCAGGUCAGAAGCUGUGUUGAAUAAACCAUUCAGUCAAACACGUCACAGACAGAAAGAGUGCAGAUGAUUCUAUAUUUGUUGUGGUUGAAAGUGACUUGUCUUAAAAACAGGAAAAUAACUAAGUAGCAUGCUUACAUCAAAGGGAAGUGGGUAAGGAGGGUGUACAUCAGUAGAGAGAUCUGUGUGUUGUAUCAUCGGAUAGUUGUGGUAUUUCUUGCAUAGCCUUAUGAUAAGGUUUCUUAAACAAACAUGUAGUUUGUCCUUUUUCAGUUUUCUGUCCGCCCACCACCCCCUAUGUUUACCAGAGGCUUUCCAGUCAGUGUCUAGCAUGAACUGGGUUUACAUACAUACAAUAUAUAAACAUACAAGUCUGAUAUUGAUAUUCUCAUCUAGUUGAAUCCAUAUACUGUAGCAGGGUUUUGGUUGUGAUUCUAAAAAGAGACCUUGAACACUGCUACAUACAUGUUAAAACUCUGAGGUAAACUCUCAGGCUGCCUCUGUUCUGUGGUGUGGAAGUGACGUGUUCUGUGUGCAUGGAUGUUUUACUAGCUGCCAUAAUAUCAGCUUUCCUGACCCCAUAUUGUUUUAAAUAUCAAAUUCUGUCUUUCUCACAUUUGUGAAAACAGUACUUGGGCUCGAUUGUGGCAACAUAAGACUAUAUUGUUUAACAGUGUCGGGGGGGGGGGGGUUAUGGAAACUGCAUACAGGGCUUUAGCUGAAAAUGUUCACCCUUUUGUUAUUAGGACUGUAACACAAGUCCUCCUGUCUUGAUAGUGUGUCUGUCUGUGACCUUGGUUGGUUGUCAAUCCAAAACUCAACAGCAAGCAAUUGUAAAAAAAAAAAAAAAAAAAAAAAAAAAAAAGUUUUAUGUACUGUGUUUUUUUGGUUAUUGUUGUUGUUGGUUUGCUUUUUUUGUGAAAAGCAUGAUCUUUGAGGAUGAUUGUAAUGACUGUUUUGAAUGCAGGGUAUUCGAAUGCUUGAUUCCUUGCAUGUUGGUGGUCCUUUUACAUCCCAAACUAGACAAGGGGAGGUGCAUUUCAAUUGAACUAAAAAGUUACGGAAAUUCUAAUUUCUUCACUACCCCAUUUCGCUGACAUACAAUAUCAGACUUUUAUUUUGAAAGUUCAACUUUUAUCUCAUACAUACCUGCAGGACGAUUUUCCCCUUAACCUAUAACCCACGUGCAAAUGUAUUGUUUGUUAUCUUGUUAAAUACUGUGAAGUUAGAACUUAAAGAAAAAAAUGUUUUUUGUUCCUUUUUGUUUUGGUGUGUUAUUGUUUUGACUCCGUAAAGUGCAAAGGUCUUGAGGUCGUUGAUUGCCUGAAUGUAUCCCAUGGUGGGUGGGAAUACAGUUUUAUGCCCAGCCAACCAAUCAGAUUCACUCUGCAGGUCAGAGUAAUUGUUGCAGUAUUUUGUCUGCCUCGGAGGGCAUAUUAAAAGCACUUGUUCAGACAGAAAAUUAAUUCUGCAUACUGUAGUAGACUGACACAAUCACGUACUGAUAUAGUAUUUGUUUACAGGAGACUUAUACCACUAAACACCUCUUGUAUUACUUCACUGAGUAUUCAAUAUUGUGUAUAUACAGUGGGGAGAACAAGUAUUUGAUACACUGCUGAUUUUACAGGUUUUCCUACUUACAAAGCAUGUAGAGGUCUGUAAUUUUUUAUCAUAGGUACACUUCAACUGUGAGACGGAAUCUAAAACAAAAAUCCAGAAAAUCACAUUGUAUAUUUUAAGUAAUUCAUUUGCAUUUUAUUGCAUGACAUAAGUAUUUGAUACAUCAGAAAAGCAGAACUUAAUAUUUGGUACAGAAACCUUUGUUUGCAAUUACAGAGAUCAUACGUUUCCUGUAGUUCUUGUCCAGGUUUGCACACACUGCAGCAGGGAUUUUGGCCCACUCCUCCAUACAGACCUUCUCCAGAUCCUUCAGGUUUCGGGGCUGUCGCUGGGCAAUUCGGACUUUCAGCUCCCUCCAAAGAUUUUCUAUUGGGUUCAGGUCUGGAGACUGGCUAGGCCACUCCAGGACCUUGAGAUGCUUCUUACGGAGCCACUCCUUAGUUGCCCUGGCUGUGUGUUUUGGGUCGUUGUCAUGCUGGAAGACCCUACUGAGGGAAGGAGGUUGUUGGCCAAGAUCUCGCGAUACAUGGCCCCAUCCAUCCUCCCCUCAAUACGGUGCAGUCGUCCUGUCCCCUUUGCAGAAAAGCAUCUCCAAAGAAUGAUGUUUCCACCUCCAUGCUUCACGGUUGGGAUGGUAUUCUUGGGGUUGUACUCAUCCUUCUUCUUCCUUCAAACACGGCGAGUGGAGUUUAGACCAAAAAGCUCUAUUUUUGUCUCAUCAGACCACAUGACCUUUUCCCAUUCCUCCUCUGGAUCAUCCAGAUGGUCAUUGGCAAACUUCAGACGGGCCUGGACAUGCGCUGGCUUGAGCAGGGGGACCUUGCGUGCGCUGCAGGAUUUUAACCCAUGACGGCGUAGUAUGUUACUAAUGGUUUUCUUUGAGACUGUGGUCCCAGCUCUCUUCAGGUCAUUGACCAGGUCCUGCCGUGUAGUUCUGGGCUGAUCCCUCACCUUCCUCAUGAUCAUGGGAGACCAGAUGCUGCUGGAAGUGGUGUUGGAGGGCCAGUAGGAGGCACUCUUUCCUCUGGUCUAAAAAAAAAUAUCCCAAUGCCCCAGGGCAGUGAUUGGGGACACUGCCCUGUGUAGGGUGCCGUCUUUCGGAUGGGACGUUAAACGGGUGUCCUGACUCUCUGAGGUCAUUAAAGAUCCCAUGGCACUUAUCGUAAGAGUAGGGGUGUUAACCCCGGUGUCCUGGCUAAAUUCCCAAUCUGGCCCUCAAACCAUCAUGGUCACCUAAUAAUCCCCAGUUUACAAUUGGCUCAUUCAUCCCCCUCCUCUCCCCUGUAACUAUUCCCCAGGUCGUUGCUGCAAAUGAGAAUGUGUUCUCAGUCAACUUACCUGGUAAAAUAACGGUAAAAUAAAAUAAAUAAAAAAUUGAUGCCCCACGAGGUGAGAUCUUGCAUGGAGCCCCAGACUGAGGGGGAUUGACCGUCAUCUUGAACUUCUUCCAUUUUCUAAUAAUUGCGCCAACAGUUGUUGCCUUCUCACCAAGCUGCUUGCCUAUUGUCCUGUAGCCCAUCCCAGCCUUGUGCAGGUCUACAAUUUUAUCCCUGAUGUCCUUACACAGCUCUCUAGUCUUGGCCAUUGUGGAGAGGUUGGAGUCUGUUUGAUUGAGUGUGUGGACAGGUGUCUUUUAUACAGGUAACGAGUUCAAACAGGUGCAGUUAAUACAGGUAAUGAGUGGAGAACAGGAGGGCUUCUUAAAGAAAAACUAACAGGUCUGUGAGAGAUGGAAUUCUUACUGGUUGGUAGGUGAUCAAAUACUUAUGUCAUGCAAUAAAAUGCAAAUUAAUUUCUUAAAAAUCAUACAAUGUGAUCUUCUGGAUUUUUGUUUUAGAUUGCGUCUCACAGUUGAAGUGUACCUAUGAUAAAAAAUUACAGACCUCUACAUGCUUUGUAAGUAGGAAAACCUGCAAAAUCGGCAGUGUAUCAAAUACUUGUUCUCCCCACUGUGUGUGUAUAUAUAUAUACACACACACAUACACACAUACAUACAUACAUACAUACAUACAUAUAUAUACACACAUAUGUGUGUGUAUAUAUAUAUGUGUGUGUGUACAUAUAUAGAUAUACAUAUGUGUAUAUAUAUAUAUACAUAUAUACAUAUGUAUAUAUAUGUGUAUGUGUGUGUACAUACACCGACACAGUUGAAGUCGGAAGUUUACAUACACCUUAGCCAAAUACAUUUAAAUUCAGUUUUUCACAAUUCCUGACAUUUAAUCAUAGUAAAGAUUCCCUGUCUUAGGUCAGUUAGGAUCACCACUUUAUUUUCAUAAAGUGAAAUGUCAGAAUAAUAAUAGAGUGAUUUAUUUCAGCUUUUAUUUCUUUCAUCACAUUCCCAGUUGGUCAGAAGUUUACAUACACUCAAUUAUUAUUUGGUAGAAUUGCCUUUAAAUUGUUUAACUUGGGUCAAACGUUUCGGGUAGCCUUCCACAAGCUUCCCACAAUAAGUUGGGUGAAUUUUGUCCCAUUCUUCCUGACAGAGCUGGUGUAACUAAGUCAGGUUUGUAGGGCUCCAUGCUCGCACACGCUUUUUCAGUUCUGCCCAUACAUUUUAUUUUGGAUUGAGGUCAGGGCUUUGUGAUGGCCACUCCAAUACCUUGACUUUGUUGUCCUUAAGCCAUUUUGCCACAACUUUGGAAGUACGCUUGGGGUCAUUGUCCAUUUGGAAGACCCAUUUGCAAUCAAGGUUUAACUUCCUGACUGAUGUCUUGAGAUGUUGCUUCAAUAUAUCCACAUAAUUUACCUCCUCAUGAAGACAUCUAUUUUGUGAAGUGACCUAGUCCCUCCUGCAGCGUUGCACCCCCACAACAUGAUGCUGCCACCCCCGUGCUUCACGGUUGGGAUGGUGUUCUUCGGCUUGCAAGCUUCCCCCUUUUUUCUCCAAACAUAAUGAUGGUCAUUAUGGCCAAACAGUUCUAUUUUUGUUUCAUUAGACUAGAGGACAUUUCUCCAAAAAGUAUGAUUUUUGUCCCCAUGUGCAGUUGCAAACCGUAGUCUGGCUUUUUUUAUGGCGGUUUUGGAGCAGUGGCUUCUUCCUUGCUGAGCGGCCUUUCAGGUUAUGUCGAUAUAGGACUCGUUUUUACUGUGGAUAUACAUUAUUUUGUACCCGUUUCCUCCAGCAUCUUCACAAGGUCCUUUGCUGCUGUUCUGGGAUUGAUUUGCACUUAUCGCACCAAAGUAUGUUCAUCUCUAGGAGACAGAACGUGUCUCCUUCCUGAGCGGUAUGACGGCUGCGUCAUCCCAUGGUGUUUAUACUUGUGUACUAUUGUUUGUACAGAUGAACGUGGUACCUUCAGGCAUUUGGAAAUUGCUCCCAAGGAUAAACCAGACUUGUGGAGGUCUACAAUGUUUUUUCUGGGGUCUAGGCUGAUUUCUUUUGAUUUUAACAUGAUGAUUUUCUGGAAUUUUCCAUGCUGUUUAAAGGCACAAUCAACUUACUGUAUGUAAACUUCUGACCCACUGGAAUUGUGAUACAGUGAAAUAAUCUGUAAACAAUUGUUGGAAAAAUUACUUGUGUCAUGCACAAAGUAGAUGUCCUAACCGACUUGCCAAAACUAUAGUUUGUGAACAAGAAAUUUGUGGAGUGGUUGAAAAACAAGUUUUAAUGACUCCAACGAAAGUGUAUGUAAACUUCCGACACAAGUGUGUGUGUGUGUUUGAUCUGUUUUUAAAGAUAAGUUUCCCAAUAUCUUAAAUUCUCUAAAAGAUAAUUGGUCUAAACUAAGCCUGGAGAUGAAAUACUGCAGAUGCGCAUGUAUUGCCACAAAACCUUUCCAAAGCCAACAAUCUUUAACUUAGAUGAAUAGGUAUGAAUUUUUAAUUGGAUGGGUGUUUUGAACAUAAUUAGACAUUUUAACACUUGUAACAACAAAAACAUGGGUUAUUUCAAGUUAGCCUGGAUCCAAACUGAAUUGCUCUUUUUUCUUCUUUUUUUUCACCAGGCUAAUAUCAAGUAGCACAAAAAGACGGAAUGGGAUAUAUGGAGGCGCUUGUUUCUGUAGUUCUUGUUUUUGUGCCACAUCUUUGUCCUGAAGUUGAAAUGAUUUUGUCUUUGUCACAUUCCAGCUGUUUGUCAUGUCAAAAAUUGGAGGACGCAUGGCUAGAUUGGUUCUGUCCUACUGCGAUUUAUCACACUGAAUUGAAAACAACAACAAAAACAUAUAGGGCCUGUUUCCCAGACACAUUUUAAACCUAGUGCUAAGCUUAAUUUGUGUCCAGUAAACCUUCCCAAGAAAAUAUGAAAAGAAAAAUACAUAGAACAAUCGCUGUUUGUGUGCUGUCUUAAUGACAUAGCCGCUGCUAUAAUGUGUAGCUUCUGUACUUGAAUAUUUGUUUUUAGUAACCUCAGGAGGUCUGUGUUUACCGUUAUUGUUUCCAAAUGUAUGCCUUUUUCCAUCUCCCUUUACCGAUAAGAGGUUAUUAAGCCUCUCCUGCUCUAACCCUAAACUACAGAGCAUGUACCUGUCUGUGGGUGUUCACUUCACUAAUGUUUGAUAUGUGUGCUAACUCACCAAUAAGGCACUGAGAUGUACACACCCAGGGUCAGUGUGAAAUAAUAAUUGUAACUAGGUAAACGCAUGCAUUCAAAUUUAGCUACAAUUUGGAGGAAUAAGAAUAUACAAUUGGGAAGAGUUAACUUGCACAUAAUUAAUACAACUGUGGCAAAGUGAUUGUAAGACAUGUCUAGAUAGUUAAUGUAAUAUGUACAUGAUGCCUUGAUGAUAACUGGAUGAUUUGUCUGGGGAUUCGUAAUGGCUGGUAAUUUUCAAUAAUGAAAAAAGACCUUGCACAUUAGGCCAAACACAAAUAUGCUCAUGGCUUCUUACAGCUAUGUUUGUGUUUUUGAAGUCUUUAAUUUUGAAGAACAGGGCGGAAAUCUUUUAGAAAUCAUAGUCUAUUAGAAUGUCUCCUCUAAAGAGCGACUGCCCCUAAAAAGCAACUUCUCAUUUUGAAAACAGCUAUUUUGGCAUCGCUAUGAGUCAAACAUUUAUUCUAAUCAAAAUUGAGGUGUAAAUAGGACAAUUUUGGUCAUAAAGUCAGUCUCAUCCAUAACAGAUUUGCGAGAUGAUGGUGAAAAAAGUGUCAUGGAUUGAAGGGUCCCAUAAAUUCAUUAGGUUUGGUUUAUUUCAAUCCUGCCCACAGCAGGCAGCACCCAAGUAAUCAUCAUUUCGCAGCACAGCUGCACUGACCCUAUCGUAAUGCCCGUGGUCAAUUUGGUUUGACAUUCGAUAUCACUAUGAGGCUAGUUAGGGUACAUCAGUAAAUUACACAAUGUAAAUCAGAAAAUAUUUUAAAAGGUCAAUAGCUCCACAUCUCAAUUACUUAACCUCAAAUGACUAUAAAUUGUAGAAAUUCAUAUACAAAUAUAAAAAAACAUUUAAUGAGACAACUAAAAAUGUGGAACAAUAAAAUAAAUAAAAUAUUUUCCCAUUUACAUUUUAAUUUAUUGGUGGUCACUAAAUAGCCCCAGAGAUGGGCUAUCCAUUGUUAAACCAACUUUGCCAUGGUCACAAACUAGCCUGCUGAAGCUAAUUGGCGAAAGAAGUUGGCGAGUGCUAGCUAGCCUAGGUGACUUCAAGACACACGACAUGUUAGGCUGUUUCAAGUUAUCUAACAGUGAAUGUACAAACGCUUGCCACGUGCGAACAUACAUCGAGACACCCACAUUAAACCACCCCCUCCAAGACAACUCUUUUGGCUUCAGUCAUGGCCGCUGCAUUUCUUAAUGACCAAAACAAAAAAUUAGGCCAAAUCAGGAAUUUCAGCCCCCCUUUAAAGAACACCUGUAACAAUAGCCUGUGACUUUCAUUUAGCCAUGAGAAAAAACUUUACAAGAAUUUCUCCAAGUCUGCCUUCACCCGUUUUCGCUGAAUAAUGUGAGAGAAACUUCUUCUUUUUGAAAUAGUGAAUAUGGUUUAAAUUGUUUUUAUAAACUGCUGAAUUUUAAGGUUAAAUAAUAAGAAUUUAGGGGGUCACCAAAUAUUUUGGAUCAUGUGAAGAAUCUAUAUUGUACUGUAGUGAUUUUGUAAUGAUAUUUGUAUAAAGAUGUGAUGGAUGUGAAUGGUAAUCACUGCUUGGAUCUGUACAUUGUUGAGAAUAAAUUGUUUACAAAAAUC